Candidozyma auris is the source of this 819-nucleotide messenger RNA. RefSeq lists its product as uncharacterized. NCBI's taxonomy places the organism in Eukaryota, Fungi, Ascomycota, Pichiomycetes, Serinales, Metschnikowiaceae. Gene Ontology annotation, molecular function: delta(3,5)-delta(2,4)-dienoyl-CoA isomerase activity. Bases 1 to 819 code for a protein of 272 amino acids. The transcript has a single exon. The record is from RefSeq and is a predicted model, not a curated record. Gene Ontology annotation, cellular component: mitochondrion.
AUGGCGUUCGACAGCAGUAUCUUUGAAGAAUACACCAAGUGGGUCGUCACUGAAAUCGAGCCCGGUUUCAUACACGUCCAGUAUAACAACCCCAAGACCCUUAAUGCGUUCAUGGAGGAAGACUGGAGGGCAUACCAUCAUAUCCUCGAGUGGUUAGAUUCUGAUCCGGGCACCAACAUCAUUUUGAUUUCUUCAAAGGUAGAAAAGGCAUUCUCCAGUGGCUUGAAUUUGAAGGCUGCUUUGGGCUUAAUGGAAGGCAAGGACGAUUGGACAUUUGAGAACAAGAAGAAGUUUAUGUACAAACACAUCAAGGACUUCCAAGAUGCUAUCGCCAUGCCAGCUAGAAUGAGAACACCUACCAUUGCACUUUUGAACGGUGUUUCUUAUGGUUUGGCAUUGGACAUUGCCUCUGCCUGUACCAUAAGGCUAGCGGUGGAGGGCGUGAAAAUGUCCAUCAGAGAGAUCAAGAUUGGAAUUGUUGCCGAUAUGGGCUCCUUGCAGAGAAUGACAAACUUAGUCAACAACAAAUCCAAGAUGAACCAAUUAGCUUUGACUGGUGACGUUUUCGGUGCGAAAGAGGCCUACGAGUUGGGCUUUGUCUCUGAAGUCGUUCCUGACUUAAAAAGCGGUGUUGAGCGCUGCAUUGCUUUGGGCAAACUGAUAAAUGGCAAUCCCCAGUGGGCUAUUAAGGGAACGAAGGAUUGCAUCCAGUAUAUGGUCAAUGGUGGGUCUCACGAAGAAGGCUUGGCUCAAAUAGCCGAGUACAACGCUGUACACCUUGUAGGCGGCAUCUCUGCCGGUAUGCCUUCGAAGCUCUAG